This is a messenger RNA of Dioscorea cayenensis subsp. rotundata (Guinea yam), 1047 nucleotides long. Its product is annotated as thiamine pyrophosphokinase 1-like. Gene Ontology annotation, molecular function: thiamine binding; ATP binding; thiamine diphosphokinase activity. NCBI's taxonomy places the organism in Eukaryota, Viridiplantae, Streptophyta, Magnoliopsida, Dioscoreales, Dioscoreaceae. Bases 123 to 782 code for a protein of 219 amino acids. Gene Ontology annotation, biological process: thiamine diphosphate biosynthetic process; thiamine metabolic process. The record is from RefSeq and is a predicted model, not a curated record. The transcript has 6 exons.
CACGCCUCCCGCUUCCUCCUCCCAUCCCUCGCCGUCGCCGGAGCCGCCGGUGAACCCUCCGUCGUCCCCAACUACGCCCUCGUCGUCCUCAACCAACAGCUUCCUCGAUUUUCCCCUCUUCUAUGGAAGCACGAGCAGCACGGGUGCGGCUCUGUGCGGAUGGUGGCGCGAACAGGGUGUAUGAUGAAAUGCCGAAGCUUUUCCCCGAUCAGGAUCCGCUUGACGUUCGAUAUAGGUACAAACCAGAUGUUAUUAAAGGAGACAUGGAUUCAAUUAGAUCAGAAGUACAGGAUUUUUAUGCUAACAUGGGAACUAAGGUAGUAGAUGAGUCACAUGAUCAAGACACCACAGAUCUUCACAAGUGUAUAAAUUUCAUCCUUGACUGCACACCCGAUCCGGACAAAUCUAAUUUAUGCAUUCUUGUUGCUGGCGCACUCGGAGGAAGAUUUGAUCACGAGAUUGGGAAUAUCAACGUCCUGUAUCGUUUCUCACCCACUCGGAUAAUUCUUCUGUCUGAUGAUUGCUUGAUCUAUCUUCUUCCCAAAACACACCAUCAUGAGAUAUACAUCCAAUCAAAUGUUGAAGGCCCACAUUGUGGACUGAUUCCCGUUGGCGCACCAUCGACCAGUACCACGACAACCGGGUUGAAGUGGGAUCUGAAUAAAAUGGGGAUGAAUUUUGGUGGACUGAUAAGCACUUCAAAUGUUGUUCGUGAUGAGAAGGUGACUGUUCAUUCUGAUGCUGAUCUUCUGUGGACAAUAUCCAUUCAAAAGCUGAUUUAAAUAAUUCUUUUCAAGUUUUAAUCAUGCCUCAUUGACAGGUGCCAAUUUUAUAUACAUACAGGAAGCUUAAUUUUUUUCACAAGGAUACAUUAUGGUUGCUAUUAAAUAUAUAUAUAUCAUACUAAUACAGAAAGGUGUCUAGUUAUGACGUUUUUCACUUGUUUUAUAUGACGUGCAUGCACCAGCUUGAUCUUAUGUGAAUUAAUACACUUUUAUUUUUAGGAUUGAUUUUGAUGAAUAAAGGUUUUAUUUUGAGUUUUAUUUA